Peromyscus leucopus (white-footed mouse) is the source of this 3858-nucleotide messenger RNA. RefSeq names its product Kruppel like factor 8 (gene Klf8). Bases 821 to 2176 code for a protein of 451 amino acids. Gene Ontology annotation, biological process: regulation of transcription by RNA polymerase II. The record is from RefSeq and is a predicted model, not a curated record. The transcript has 7 exons. Gene Ontology annotation, molecular function: RNA polymerase II cis-regulatory region sequence-specific DNA binding; DNA-binding transcription factor activity, RNA polymerase II-specific. Lineage: Eukaryota; Metazoa; Chordata; Mammalia; Rodentia; Cricetidae.
ACCUCUCUUCUGGGCCUAGUCUGCCAGAGAAAGAGCGAAGCACUCCACCUACUCAGGUUGCCUGGCGAGCGAGCGCGCCAGGUUCUGACCCCACGGGCGUGGUGUACCAGUGGGGUGGCCAGGUACCACCGGGAAGUCUCUCUAGCUCGGUCCAGCGGGAGUGCCUGCCACUAACGUGGGAGCCCCUGCCCUGGGUCGGUGUUUUCCUAUAUGUUUCGACCAAUCGCCGGCCUCUUUUCCUCCUUUCUUUUUAGGAAGGCGCCGGGUGUGCAGCGCUAACCGCUGCGUGGAGGGGAUCCUCUGGCGCUGUCUCCUUGCGGGUCUUCACUGACUCCUCCGUCUCAACUUUGCGUUCAAGUCGUGAUCUGAGGUUUGGGUGCUUUGCCGGGACCCCACCCCGGCUCUCUCGGGGAGGGUGUGAGGAGUUCUGGGGUGGGUGGAGAAUGGGCUUGGCCGGAACUGAAUCGGUUGAGGUAAAAGGGGAACGCAGGAGCUUUAGCGCUGGCUACUUCGCUCCGGAGAAGCCGCUGUAUUUUUAGCACAGGGAAGGCUGCAGUGGGAGGAUUCUUUUUAGGAAGUCUGCUCCGCCGCCCCGAUUGGGGGCUUGGAUGCUUGAAAGCUUUGUUUCCCUUGUUCUGAGGGUGGCCCAGCUGGGUCUGAAUCGACUCCCUCCCUUUUUCGUUCCCCCCAUCCUUUUCCAGCCAGGAGAAAACAGAGAGGUGGGGGACCAAGGAAGAGGAGGCUAAAGCGCGUUGCCAGGCGCGCUGUCAGACAUGGGCGGGUGCGAGGGGAACAGCUGUCUUGAGAUCAGCUCAAGAGUAUGAGUCUCCGGGAGGACCGCGUGAGCUCCGGACACUUCAGGAGUCCUCAGCUAGAGACAAGGGCGUUUAACCAAGAUGAUGUAACCAGCAGGACCUUUGGACAGCAAACCAGUGACUCAGAAAUGGCUUCAACCUCUUCUUCAAAGUUUGGGGGUAACCCUUAUGAGAGAGACAUUAAUCCUUGGAAACUGCUGACGCGACAGGCUAGGCACAGUGUGUCUCCAGGUUAUCUUAGAGGGCAGCUAGGCAAAAACACAGGACGGCUAGAAAUACCACUUCAAAAGAAUAUGGAUCAACUCAUGAACAGCUUCGAAGUCCAACUUAAUUCAGAAAGAGGUUCAAUGCAGGUAUUCAAACAGGUCGCCGGCCCUGUUCAGAUCAGACAUCCCCCUGUGACAGUAGACAGAAGAAAUAUGACUUCUUCCCCACUCCUGGAUGCCAGCUCGAUGGAGAACCCAGCCCUGUUUAAUGAUAUCAAGAUCGAGCCUCCAGAAGAGCUACUGGCUAGUGAUUUCAACCUGCCCCAGGUGGAGCCGGUCGAUCUUUCCCUUCACAAACCGAAGGCUCCUCUCCAGCCUGCUAGCAUGCUGCAAGCUCCAAUACGGCCUCCCAGGCCACCGGCUGCAGCCCAAGCCAUCGUGGUGUCUACUUCAUCUGAUACGGGCACUUCAGCAACCAUCCCAACCGUUCUCACUCCAGGCUCUAUCCUGGCCUCCUCGCAGGGGACUGGGGGCCAGCCGAUUUUACAUGUGAUUCACACUAUCCCCUCGGUCAGUUUGCCAAAUAAGAUGGGUGGACUAAAGACAAUCCCACUGGUGGUUCAGUCUUUGCCUAUGGUCUAUACCAGUUUGCCUGCGGAUGGGAGUCCUGCAGCUAUUACCGUCCCACUCAUUGGAGGAGACGGCAAAAAUGCUGGGUCAGUCAAAGUUGACCCCACCUCCAUGUCUCCACUGGAGUUUCCAAGUGAUAGCGAGGAGAGUGCUAUUGAGAGUGGAUCCUCGGCCUUACAGAGUCUGCAGGGAUUUCAACAAGAUCCAGCAACAGUGGCUCAAAUGCAGGGAGAAGACUCUCUCGACUUAAAGAGAAGACGGAUUCACCAGUGUGACUUUGCAGGAUGUAGCAAAGUGUACACCAAAAGCUCUCACCUGAAAGCUCACCGCAGAAUCCAUACAGGAGAGAAGCCUUACAAGUGCACCUGGGAUGGCUGCUCCUGGAAAUUUGCUCGCUCGGAUGAGCUCACUCGCCACUUCCGUAAGCACACAGGCAUCAAGCCCUUCCGGUGCACAGACUGCAACCGCAGUUUUUCUCGAUCUGACCACUUGUCCCUCCACCGCCGGCGUCAUGACACCAUGUGAAUAUCCCAGGCCACAGCUGACGUGCUACACUGGUCUCCUGAGUGUCUGCUGAGGUCGAGACCCUGUUUGCCUCUUUGACUACAACUUGCCCCUGUGAUUAGGGGUUAGAACAGCCUACUGAGCCAGGUUGAUGAGACUGGAACAAAAGUUAGCCGGUCUCCCGUGCGGCUCUUCAUAUUCCGCUUUCACCUCUUCACUGUCCAGACUUCAGUUUUCUCAACCUCUUCCUGGGUUGAAUUCUAGUGCGGCACCCAUGGUUGCCCUCCCUGAUCCCUCAUGCUGUGUUAUAGACAUUUUUCCUACACUAACAAACAAAACAGGAAUCAAACUCAAGGCUGUGAACAAACAUCCGCUGCUCCCCCUGCCACUUUUCUCUUGUUUUUUAAAACUUUUAUCCAUUAUAUAAAUAUGUAUUGAUACAGUAUAUAUACUGUAACCAGUACUUAAGGUCACUUAGCAAUGUCCUAAAAUGAGGGUUUUUUUUUCAAAGUCAUAGGUACAAGGGGCAUAACAGUGGAGUUGAUUGGUCAGAUUUACAGAGAAUUGAGUCUGAAAUACAGAGUCUCAUUCUAACCUUGAAGGUUUUGUAGAUCCAGUUUUACUUGUUCUUACCAGUUUGGUUUACAGACAGUACCAGCCCUCCUUUUUGAAGUCCAUCAAAGAAAUGAAGGGAUUUUUCUCGACCUCCUCUUCCUCCUCAUGCUCCUUUAUAAUUAAAGGUUUUAUGGCACAAUUACAUUCUUUUUAGGUUAAGUUUGGACAAAUAUUCAAAGCACAGAAAGACAGAUCAGUAGGGAGAAGUAUUCUAGGAAAAUAUGUCAGGCAGUGACAGGAAAAAGCAGACCUUGGAGGACCCUUUGAGCAAUUAUUUGGAUAAGAUAUUAGAAUUGCUGUUAAUCCCAAACCUCAUUCAAAGGGCAGCCCGUUGAAACGGCGCUUUCGUUGGGCUCCGCUGUACUGUUUAUUCUUUUGUUUACAUAGAGCAACCAUUCAGCGUAUUACCUGAGAGAAAGUGUACACUGAGCAUGUUAGACAGAGGUGAGGGGUUGCACUCAAGGCAUUUUGUUUACUUCAUGCCAUUUUUUGGCACUCAUUCUUCUGUUUUUAAUGAGAUAGAAAAGAUUUUUUUCUGACACUGACAUAUAAAAAUCAUUUUUAAUGUUUUAUAACUGCUGCCAAUACCCAAGCCAUUUAUUUUAGAUGUAACAGCAGGAUGCAUAAUAUACAUUUGGUUGCCCAAUCAGACUGUUCCUAAUAUUCUCUGGGGCAUAAAACGCUCUGUUCCUGGCCCUGGACCUCAGAUCUACCUCCAUGUGGCAUAUUUCCUCUCCUGGGAAAAAAGGAGAGGAGCUUUGUAUCAUUAGGAUUGGAUGCAGCCUCUUGCCUAAAGGUUGUCUUCAUACUAAACCUUUUUUCUUGGCAGAUAUUCAAAGCUCUAGCUUGAAUACUUCAGGUUACUACCUCCCGUGGCUGUCCUUUCUAGCUAAAUCCUAGAACUCUACCAUCCAGAAGGGGUCCUGUCUACUUCUACCCAUCCCUCCCAUCUUACAGAUGAGGCAAAUACGGGUUCGAUUCUUUCUGCAGAUAUUUCCUUUGAGGCCUUAUGUAGACCUAUGUACUCCUUCUCCCAGGGAUCACACUAGUAAACCAAAUUAAAUAAAAAAUUAUGUGAUUGGUUGCAA